Messenger RNA from Nelumbo nucifera (sacred lotus), 1277 nucleotides. RefSeq names its product imidazoleglycerol-phosphate dehydratase 1, chloroplastic-like. The record is from RefSeq and is a predicted model, not a curated record. Lineage: Eukaryota; Viridiplantae; Streptophyta; Magnoliopsida; Proteales; Nelumbonaceae. Gene Ontology annotation, biological process: L-histidine biosynthetic process. Gene Ontology annotation, molecular function: imidazoleglycerol-phosphate dehydratase activity.
AGGAAACUACCAACUCGCAAACGGAGGGGUGAAUGGUCGCUUAUGAACUGCUAAACUGUAGUGGUUUCAGUGGUAAUGGAGCGUCUCUCCCUCUCCGGCUUUCUCACUUGCCCCUUAUCUCAGACGCUGAAAUCCAGGGUUAGGGUUUUGUCACAAACAAUUCCCUCCACUCACCUGCAAUCGUCUUUCCCCUUCUUCUCCACAUACCAGACCAAGCAAAAACAGAUGGAAACUCAGAGAAUGAUCUCUUGUGCCUCUCAGGGUGGAGAAAACGGCUUCACAACAACAACAGCUCCCAACGCAGUCUCCGUAGGUCGAAUUGCAGAGGUCAAGAGAGUUACUAAAGAAACAAAUGUAUUUGUGAAACUAAACUUGGAUGGUUCCGGAAUCGCCGAUAGCAGUACUGGAAUUCCUUUUCUUGAUCACAUGCUGGAUCAACUUGCGUCGCAUGGGCUGUUUGAUGUGCAUGUAAGGGCUACCGGUGACAUUCAUAUUGAUGACCAUCAUACAAAUGAAGAUGUUGCCCUUGCUAUUGGAACGACAUUGCUUCAGGCACUUGGAGAUAGGAAAGGAAUUAACCGGUUUGGAGACUUUUCAGCUCCACUCGAUGAAGCUCUCAUACAUGUUUCACUGGAUUUAUCUGGUCGACCUCAUUUGAGUUACGAUUUACAAAUACCCACUGAAAGAGUUGGAACAUAUGAUACCCAGCUAGUGGAACAUUUUUUUCAAUCAUUGGUGAAUACAUCUGGUAUGACACUUCACAUCCGACAGCUUGCUGGAAAAAAUUCUCACCAUAUUAUUGAGGCAACAUUUAAGGCUUUUGCAAGAGCUCUUCGACAAGCAACAGAGUAUGAUCCACACCGUCAUGGGACUAUUCCAAGCUCAAAAGGGGUCUUGUCACGUUCAUGAUGUUGUAAGGCAACAUGUAAGGUCUACUGUACAAUCCUCUGAGGUGUGUUAUUUGGCUAUGGCAGCAUGUCAAAUAUCAGGUGGACACAAUUCCCAGUUUGGUCGAUAGGCCAUUUCUACAAAAACCAAGGUUGUUACUAAUAAUAUUGUUAUUAAAGGGUAGGCUUGUGGAGUCUUUUAUCAAUUUGCAGGAUUAUGGCAAUGAUGACACCAUAUAAGGAAGGCGCAAUGUUUUUGUAAUCCAAAUGAUGAGCCUCCACAUUGUACCAUCUUGUUAAAUCAAUAAUAAAUCCUGUGUAAACUGCACUUUGAUGAUUGGAAGUCGUAUAUAUAUGGAAAAAUUCAAUCAAUUUUGAGUAUUGAGAGGU